GUUUAGUGGGCUUUCACAGGACCUCGUCUCUCCCGGCUACGUUUUCGCCAAACCAGAGUGGAUUCUCAGCUCUCGUAAGGACUUUCAUCGACAUCAUGGAUCUACCAGCGCCGUCAAUUAUUAGGGACUUGAAGCGGCGUCUCUUUACACCCCUCGUCAUCUUAGCCGAGAUCUUAGGGAUGCUAUCGGUGGUCCUCAUAGGGGUAUGGGUGGCUUAUUACCCGGUUAGAUCUGGAUUUCAUUGGGACCUUCUGGGAAAAAUUUAUAUUCAUCCUUUCAUUAUGACGGUGGGCAUGGUUUUCGUUUUCGGAAAUAGCACACUCCUCUAUCGCAUCUCUGACCGGCUAUCUAUCCGUCCCAAGCUUGUAAAAACAUGUCAUGUAGUGAUGAUGAUGAUCGUGCUCGCAUGUACAGCCAUUGGCAUCUACCUUGCCGUUACCUCCAUCAUAGGGAAGACAUUGGACAACGUUCAUGCCGUGCUGGGCAUUGCGACCACCACCUUGUUCGUUUUACAGUUUAUAUGUGCGUUGUUUAUCUUCGUCACACCAUGCGCACCUGAAUGGUUAAAAGUGUCCUAUUUGCACCUCCACGCUUUCAUCGGGAUCCUGACACUGGUGUCUGCUACGGCUACCUGUCUCACUGGAAUUCAAUUCGGUCAAGCUUUUUACGGUAGUCAUCCAGCAAUCUCCCUGUCUUUGACCAUGUUCAUCCCAGCCUUCACAGCAAUCAUCAUAUACAUCCUGAGCAAUGAAGUUUAUCGUGCAAAGAGAAAUCACCAAAUUAAUUAGUUCAAUCGUCUGAUCGUUAAACAUAGUCAUGUAGAGGUGUCGUGGUCAAGCGGAUACGUCAAUGGACUGUGGAUCACAUUGUUCGCGAUUCGAGUCCCGUCGCGGUACCAAUGUCCUUUUGCAAGACAUACAUUUGCCACUCUCCACCCAAGUGAAGUAUGGGUACCCAGUAUAGAAAGGAAAUUCUACAUGCUUUAUACACCUUAUUAUGGCGACUAAGCUACUGCCGGGGUAAUUAUGAUACUUCGUCUUAGGCGCAGUAAAGUAUAUUCAUACAGUACAUAUAGCUUCGCUAUAUAAAUGGACCUAAUAUU
Molecule: messenger RNA, 1102 nt
Organism: Strongylocentrotus purpuratus (purple sea urchin)
Lineage: Eukaryota; Metazoa; Echinodermata; Echinoidea; Camarodonta; Strongylocentrotidae
Product: cytochrome b561-like
Exons: 5
Coding region: 96-788 (230 amino acids)
Molecular function (GO): oxidoreductase activity
Source: RefSeq, a predicted model, not a curated record